Messenger RNA from Camellia sinensis, 2572 nucleotides. RefSeq lists its product as uncharacterized. The record is from RefSeq and is a predicted model, not a curated record. Lineage: Eukaryota; Viridiplantae; Streptophyta; Magnoliopsida; Ericales; Theaceae.
CAAAGCCAAAACUUUGCUCAUAGAAAAAGAAAAACCAGACUUUGCUCACAGAAAAAGAAAAACCAAAACCAAAACUCAAACUCCGCCCACAGAAAAACCAAAACCAACCAGCCCACAGAAAAGCCAAAACCAACCCGCAUCCAUCUUUUCUAUGCUCUGAGCUGUUUGUGUUGAUGUCGAUGGCUCACCGCCGCCGGUUUCCGAUGGCACUUGUCAGAAACACCGCCGAUCUCAUCCGUCUUCUGCCGGCGCUGGCGAUUGUGUUGAAUCUGGCUUUUCUCUCACCGAAACAUCUCAGAUCUACAUAUGAUGGUGAUGAUUCUUGCUCUUUUCCUCUCUUACCGCGCAGGAUCUCAUUCCUCUUCGGCCGCCGCUGGCGAUUGUGUUGAACAUGUCUUUUCUCUCACUAAUCUCACCAAAGCAUCUCAGAUCUGCAUAUGAUGGGACUCCCAAGUUUGCUAAAACAGGAAGCCCUUGUUGUCCUUUUGAAGUUUUUUCCGGUGUAGUUUCUUUUUCUCACCGGAAUGAUUUGAUGGUGUUUGGUGUGUGGGAAGUUUCACACGCGUGCCGCUGUGUGAGCUGGCUCAGUAUUGAAGAUCCUUCUGGGCAUGGUUUAGAAUGGUCAAAUUGUGUUGUUACUUGCAAAUAAAUUGCAAAUAAAAAACAAAAAGAAUUGAAUAAGAAUAAUAAUCAAAAUUAUUUUUUGAAAUAACCCAUCAAAGAUGAUAUAAGCAUUCACAUAAAUAUUAAAUUAUAAUUAUUAAUUUUUGUGGUUAGGGUAUUAUUUUGAUAAAAGAAAAAAAAUCUUCAAAAAUUGCAUUUGGAUGGGAAAAAUUAAAAUAAGGAUUCGAGGCUAAGAUAAACCAAAAUUAUAAGAAACUUAGCUAUAGAUAUUGUACUGAGAUAUAUAAGGAGAGAUUUGAGAGACGAGAGGAACUAGGCAUCAUUCAGAAAAAAAGAGAGAGAAUUGGGCAACUCAUCAAUGAUCUUCUCAAAUGGGUACUUGGCAUGGUGACACUUUUAAAAAAAUCAUUUUCACAUAUCAAUAAAAUAACUGUUUUAUAUAUGUUUUUCAAAAAAAAUUAGAGUUGGGUUUAAUUGAUAGAGAAAUCUGUAUGUGUAUAGAAGAAAUAGUUGUGAGAAAUCUAUCUGAGAAUUUUUAAAAAGAUUUUUUGAAGUUAUAAUUUAAAGUAUUUGAUUUGUUUAUUAUUUGGAUGUAUUUAGAAAGGUAAUUUAAGAAAAACAUACGGUGUAGAGUGUGGGGUAGAGUGUAUGUAUUUUGAGGUAAGAAAAACAUACGGUAUAGAGUGUGGGACAGAGUGAAUUGAGAAUAAAUUAUAAUUGUAAAUAAUUUAAUAGGAUAUUAAUUUUUUUUUUGGGUACAAAUACAGUUCACCCCCAACCCCAACAUCAUGGUACAUUUUGGUACCCCAACAUGGUACAUUUUGGUUCAGACCUGUGAUCUCGCCUCUCUGGGACUUUGGUUCUGGGAAUUGUGUUUUAAGAUCUGUGAUCUCUCCCCGCCGGGACUGUGAAUCUGGUUGCAUAUCUCUGGUCUCUGGGACGAUCGUGGAAUUUUGGGCGGAUUGAAAAUGCCGAACGCCCAGGAUCAAAGGGAGGUGGCAGCUAAUUCUUAUGAUGAAUUCCACAAAAUUUUUUGGGUUUUCAUUACAUUGUUGGGUAGCAUCCUCCAAACAAUGUAUCAACCAUUUGAAACACAUUAUCCAAAGGCGGUAGCAUUCGUUGUUACUAUUGUGAUCUAUUUUUCAUCAUUGUUGGCUGAAUUAUUUCUCCGAACCACCGGAAGAGAUCAUAUGAUAGUGAACAAAUUAAGCUUGUUCUCGGGUGUACUUGCUGUUAUUUUGCCAAUAUUGAUCAUUGUCCCAGUCAUCGGGUGGUUGGCUUUGGGCAUAUGGGUCUGUGUUUCUGGAAUUGUUCUAUAUCGCUUCUAUGAUGAGAUCAGAGAUGAUUUUGUCGAAAUUGUUGCGGAAUUUAGAAGCGUAAUGAAUAAAUUGAGGAAUGACAAUGCAAAUGAAAGUCAGGAUGAGCCUUUUCGACUGCCUGUGUAAGCCUACAUCAACAUUUUUGCGAAAUUUAGAAGCGUAAUGGAUGAAUUGAGGAAUGGCAAUGCCGGCUGAAAGUCAGCAUGAGCAUCACUGACUGCCUGUGUAAUUUUUGUUCAUGCUGAACCAAGGUUGGGUGUUUGGGAUUCAAUAUUUUAGAGAUAAUGUUAUUAAGUUCCUCUGUGUUCGUAAGAAAUAGCUCCCUAGGAUACUUUGAAAUAGCUCCCUGGAGUACUUUGUCAUGUUUGUUGUACUCUUUCAGAAAUGUUAUUAAGUUCCACUAUGUAAGAAAUAGCUCCUUGGGGUAAUGUUGUACUCUACUAGUGUUUCCGCUGAACCAAGGUUGGGUGUUCCGGGUUCAAUUUCUUAGAGAUACUGUUAUUAAGUUUCACUGUGUUUAUAAGAAAUAGCUCCGUGGGGUACUUUGUCAUGUAUGUUGUACUUGUUUUUCUGCUGAACAAAGGUUGGGUGUUUAAGGUUCAAUUUUAUAGAGAUACUCUUAUUAAAAA